Messenger RNA from Tarenaya hassleriana, 9816 nucleotides. RefSeq lists its product as uncharacterized. Bases 78 to 9650 code for a protein of 3190 amino acids. Gene Ontology annotation, cellular component: extrinsic component of membrane. The transcript has 37 exons. Gene Ontology annotation, biological process: protein targeting to vacuole; protein retention in Golgi apparatus. The record is from RefSeq and is a predicted model, not a curated record. Lineage: Eukaryota; Viridiplantae; Streptophyta; Magnoliopsida; Brassicales; Cleomaceae.
CGAAACGGCAGGAGCGAGACGGAUGCUGGGGAUCUGACCGUCCGUUCAUGCGAUGGCGUUAGGAGCUGACACGUGUCAUGAGGUUUCGCUUGGCUUCCUCUUUGUCCGCUUGCUUUCCCGCUCUGCUACUUUCUGUUUGUUUCUCGAGGAAAUUCCGCAACUUGUUACUCGUCAAUGGAGAAAUCGGGAGCUCACCGAUCACUCAGUCGUCCGUUGACCGAAUCUGCAUGAUGUUUCUUCACAAUUUCGUCCGCCGGAGACUGUCUUCUCUGUUGCGGCCGUUGAUGCGAGAAGAACCCGAUCUUCGACUGGAAUUAGGGUUCACUGGUAUGACCGUGACAUUGCGGAAUCUCAAAUUUGACGUUUCUCUACUUAAUCAGCUCCUCGAUGGCUCUGCUCGUCUCUACUUCGAAGAAUUCACCGUCGACUACGUGGGAAUUCACUUGUCCGUUUGGUCGGCUCCUGCAUUUAAGAUCGAAUUUCGCGGUGUACAUGUCAAACUAUCAGCCAGGGCGAUGGAGGAAGGUAGUUCGAGAAGGACGAGGACAUCACACGACACUGUUGCAAAGGAGAUUAAGGAAGUUCUCUCGUCUAUUGAUCCCGAGGGCUGUUUCUUACAUGAGAUUCUGGAGAAGAUCAUGGGUACUACUUCUCAGAAAAGUAAAUUCAAAAUUUCCUGUUCGAAUCUUAUGCUCAGGCAUUGCAGUAUUCGGAUGGUCGGUAUUAGUGUUCAAGUUUGGUUGCCAACUUCAAGCGAUUCCCUAGGUUAUGUACUGAAUAUAAACGAGCUGAGGAGCGAAUCUGAGGAUUCUGGACAUGGUAGUUUACUCAGGGGUUCUCUUAGUGCACUUUUAUUCCCUUUGAGCCAGAGUUCUGUUAAUCUGAGUGGGUGCGGUUUCAAGAUUGGGUAUAAGAGGAAUAGUGAUAUCAACAACCUUUGUUUUUGUAGUGACCUCGCCAUCCUGAUUAAUUUGCACAAUCUUCAACCUGUAGAUCUCAUUAUCCGUGUGCCGGAGUUGGGCUUGUUGUGUCAACCAACUGAUCUUCCAGCUCUUUUGGCCUUGUCAAUGUUAUCAUCCAACAAAAGCAAGUCCAUCAGAAGCGGACGUCAUCUUUGGAAAGUAGCUGCCAUCAGAAUUGGGUCAAUGACCUCGUCUCACAAAUUGUCAUUCUGGCACCUAGUUGGUACUGUUAUCCUGUGGUUGCAUUAUGUGAAUGCUUAUGAGUAUCUGCUGUUGUCAGUUGGAUUCUCGAGGAAUAAACCAGAGAAAUCAUCAUUUUGGAAGAUUUCAGGGAACAAAGGGCUUUCUGCAACUGCAAGUCGUAAAUGGGAGGCGAUUUGUAAUAUUGAGAAAGAGCUCCCUACUGAAGCCAUUGCACAGGCACGUCGAGUAGCCAGAUAUAGAGCUUGGAUGAACGUUCAAGAGGCUGAGGGUAAUUGUGAAGAGUCUUCCCUGUGCAGACACCUCUUUUACUUGUACAAGGUCAUUUGGGUUUUAGCCUAUAUCUGGAGAGUUAUUUAUGGAACAUUCCUGUCAAUGACUGGCUUUCUCUUUUCGAGGAGAAUAUCGUCUCAGGAACUAGGAAGCAAUAUAGAAGACGAAGUUGAUUCGGAACAUCUAUUUCCUGAGUUUCAUGCAGUCGCAGAUCUUGGGAGGGUUUCGAUCACAUUUUAUCCAGAAAAAACGAAUUCCCCUUUUGAGAAAUCCGAAAAGAAUAACAGACUCUUGUACUCAAAUUUUGUUUCGCUAUGCCUUUCGGUUGAUGAGUUUUUACUGAGGUAUAUUGUUGGCUUCUCGGAUCAAUCUUUGUCGAUUUCCUGUGGAAAAAUGAAGGUUGUAUCCUCAAAUUUCGGCAGAAGUCGUUCAGUAAUAAGUCUCUCAAAGGAUCCUAGUAGUUCUGUUGAAAGAAAUAAGAAGCACAUGGAUGGUGAUUUGAAACCUAUUCUAUGCGUGGGGCCAGCAGAAGCUACCCUGCUUUCCAAUCUUGACAAAAGCCAACGCGGUGAUCGAAGUGAAGGCGCCAUGCAUCUACAAGAUUUUCUGAGGGAAAUGUGGUCUAGUUGGAUCCGGGGUCGCUUGAGAUUAGAAGAAAUUGGAUUGAAGUAUUCUGAAAAACCUUGUGUUCUUUGCGAGAUCAAAAGCUGCACGGCAUGCAGGGAUCUGGGCAAUCAAGUUUCUGGGCGCUGGAAAUGUGGUAUUAUACUAGGAAAAAUGGAUGUUAUUCUAGAAUAUUCAUCAUUGUUAUCAAUGGUUCUGCUAUUUUUGCAGUCACGAUGUGCUCAAAGGUUAUUUACAGAUGAAAUGACUGCAGGGUUUCUUUCAAAUUCUCGGAGAACGAGUGGGGCUGAUCCUGAAAAUUCUAGUAGUAACAAAUAUGAGAGCUGUAGUCGUAAAAUUGGAACGGCUUUGCAUAGACAUAUUCCGGAGAAACAGAUUCACGUUGGUGUACUUGUUGCUGGCCCUCAGAUUCAAUUGUCUGUGGAAAAGGGUAUUAAUAACGGAGAAGUGGGUGAUGUAAUUGGGAGAAAAGGACAACUUGUUUUGUUCGAUUUCCACGAUGUCGAGUUUGCUGUAUGGCCAAGUUCAAAAUCUGAUGUGGUGUCGUCUGAAACAUCUUCGACGGACAAUGCAAAGUCAGAUUGGCCCUUGUUUAAGAAGCUGAGGCUGAUUGAUACAGGAAACUCAACUAAUGGAAAAUAUGUUUCUCAAGGAUGGAAUUCCCUCUCUUCAUACCUUGGAUUUGAUGGUUUUGAUUGCUCUUUCUGCAAAAUGACAGAAAAGCAAUGGAGUCAAACUUUUGUAUUGAGACCCAUAACGAUCUGCUUUUCAUCCGUAAGAGAGCAUGUUUAUUCGUUUACUGAAGCUGUAACGGCUUUCUCAACUGGUGUCCAUGCAUUGGCAUUGGGUUUGACUAUUGUAUCAAGAAGGGAUGAUUUAAAUGCUUUAUUUCAGAUGCUUCUAGACUUGUUUUCUGAACUAUCCCGUGGUUUGAGUGACUUUGGCUCUGUGGUUUAUUCACCGGGAAAAGAAUUACUAGAGUCUGAUGUGGUGCAUGUGGAAAAGGAGAUUGAUGGAAUGUUUCACGAAACUCUCUUUUCGGUUAAUGCCAGCGUUAAGCUAAAGCCUGUAAAUGUGAUUCUUCACAUCCCUGCCGCAAACAACAGAAUUGAGAAGUUUAUGGAGCUCACCGAAUUUGGAAUCUGGUCUUCUGUCCGGGAAACUAGUGUAGAUGUAUCCUAUGAAGAGAGCAGGUUACAUGUUAAUGUUGAUUUAUGUGAUCUCAAAUCGAUAGUUUUCAGAUAUCAGGAUGAUGCAUGGAAGAGUUUCAGUAAAUCUAUCAAUGGAUUUUUUCCGUUCAAGUCACACCAUCUCUUGUCCGAGGCAUGUCUUUCUAGCUUCGUAUUGAGAUUGUAUAUGGAUUGCUCAGGUGCGUCAGCUCCAGGUGAUUCCUGUUUUAUGGCUGGUGAUUCUUCUGCAUGUUAUGCAGGAAGUUCAUCAAAAGCCAGUGAAAUGCAGAAUUUGUACCCUGCUUCAGACCCAUCAGUUCCCUACUCAUCCUAUUGGAUGGACAUAGAUUUGGCAUUAACUGAUUUACUUAUAGCAAGGUGCUCAAUAAAGAAUGUUUUGGUUGGAGCUCGUCGUUCCUCUAAGUUUUUGACUUCUGUUUCUGUUGGGCGAAAGUUUCGGUCAAUCUCGUGGGCAAUUCAGGGUGGUCUUUUCAUCCUUGAACCAGUUGCUUUGAUGAUCUUCAUUCAAGGUUUUUCUUCGUACCUUGAUUUCAUCUCGAGUAAGGUAUCAACAGUACAAUCUUCUGCCCCAGUUCUUAGGAAAGCUGAGGCUGAUUCAGGUGUCAGUGAACUUAAUGUUCUUUCUCAACAAAUAAAAAUGACAGCCAUUGAGGGAUUUUCUGUAGACGUGACCCAGUUUGUCCUUGGGUUCGUUGGUGAGGAUGAAUAUGGAGGUAUAAGGGAACUUGUUCUGGAGGUCAAUCUCCAUAUUGCCCUUGAAAUGGAGAGCAGAGAAAAGAAAUUUCUUUGCGAGAUUUCUCGCUUAUCAGUUCUUUCUAAGAUUCUUGAGAACAUUGACAAAGAAAUUCACAUUGCCCAAUUUUCUUCUCCAGCGUUUAGUGAAACUUCUUCUUUUCUGUCUGGUGCUCCACAUCAACCAUUUCAGCAAAGGGAUGUAAUCAGUUUAGAUGAUAGCACAAGUGUUUCAGGAGAUUUGGAUUCUACAAGAGAGUCUCCUAUGUACAGCGAUGUGCCUGGGGAGUUUUACUCAGGUUAUAUCUUGAAAGACCUGCGUAUCUCCGUAUUUCUUAAGAAGCCAGAAAAUGAUCUUCAUCAGUUUAAUGAUGCCUGGGUUGGAAGUUGUUCGGUUGUAGGUUUUGACAUAACCAUUUCUCUGUCAGAAUUGCAGAUGAUCCUUUCCAUGAUUUCAUCCUUUGCUGGAUUAACUGGAGGAGAAACUACUGAUGUUUCUUCACGAAGGCAAAGUUCCGACAGUGAAACCAAAAGAAGUUUGGAGUCUGUGGUUCCUGAUGGUGCAAUUGUUGCGAUUCAAGAUGUACAUCAACAUCUGUUCUUCACAGUUGAAGGUGGACAGGACAAGUAUAUGCUUGCUGGCACCCUUCAUUAUUCACUUGUGGGAGAAAGAGCUCUUUUCAGGGUCAAAUACCACCGUCAGAGAAGAUGGAAAUCAUCUAUCUUAUGGUUCUCCCUAACAUCUUUAUAUGCCAAGAAUGUUAAAGGAGAGCCGUUACAGUUAACCUAUCAUUCAGGAUCAGAUGCCGUUAACAUCUCUGGAAUUCAUGAGAAUGCUACAACACUCUGGCGAGCAUCCUUUUGUGAAUUUGAGAAUUAUAAGGGAGAUAUUGACUGGGAGACCUACCGCAAAUUAGUCGAAGGUUCAUUUUUCCUUGUCAACAAGAAGAGCAAUUCUGCUGUUGCAUUUAUUGAUGGUUUUCCUGAGUUUGUCAGGAAGCCAGGAAAUCCAUUCAAGUUUAAGGUGUUCCGCGACAGUUUGGUGACCCAUGAUGUUAGGUCUACAGUACAUCAUGAAGAUCAUAAUGAUGAAAUGCAGGCUUCUGUAAAGGACAUUCGCUCCCCCUGUAUCAGCAUAACUUUUGAUGAAGUAGCUCUAACUAUUGUUCAUGAACUCUCGGAAACCAGGGACAGGUUCCCUCUUCUUCGUGGUUCGAUCAAUAUCACGCAGCUAGUGGUACAGAUGUUAUGUUCUAAAGCCAGAAUUAUAAGUACGUCAAAAGUUUCCAUCGAGUACUAUGAUGCACAGAAAUACCAGUGGCAAGAAUUUAUUCUGCCGGUUGAAGUUAAUGCUUUCUGCCGCUCUACUUAUCAGACUCAUGAUUUGAUAAAUGCUUCAUGUAAAGCACCUAUUCAUAUCUACUGCAGAACUGGAAGGUUGGAGGCCUUUCUAACUGAGCUGUCUUUGGAUAUACUUCUCUUUGUGCUUGGUAAACUGGAGUUUGCUGGCCCGUUUUCUGUGAAAAGCGCUGCUAUUCUUUCCAAUUGUUGCAAGAUAGAAAACCACUCAGGUCUUGACCUUCUUUGUCGUUUCAAUGGGAGACAAACUGUUGCUGUCAGUAGAACACAGACUGCUUCAAUCCUUCUUCGGUAUUCAGAUCUAGUGAGUAAUUCUCCAGAAGCUUCUCCGGUUGCUGCAAUCCAACUAUCGGCUGGAAAUUUCACAACUUCUUCUAUUAACCUUUCUUUGUUGCUAGCCAGAACGCUAGCUUGGAGAACAAGAAUAGUGUCAGUCCAAGAUUCAAGGAGUCAUCCUGGACCAUUUAUCGUUGUUGAUAUCAAGAAGGGGUCGGAGGAUGGUUUAUCAAUCUCAGUUUCUCCUUUGACGAGGAUCCAUAAUGAAACUAGGCUUCCUAUGGAGAUACGUUUUCGAAGACCUGAACAGAAGGAAGACGAUUAUGCCUCUGUAACUCUGAAACCUGGGGGUGCAAUUGAUGAUUCAGUGGCAGCAAUAAAUGCCAUUAGCUUGUCUGGAAAUGUGAAGAAGGCAUUGACAUCGCUAGCUGUCGGUAAUUUUUCGCUCUCGUUCAGACCUGAAUCCCUGGAAAUUUUGUUUAAGAAUGAGAAAUCACUCAUGAGUGACUGGUCGGAAGAGCUUAAAGGGGGGAAGGCUGUUCACCUAUCUGGAAUUUUUGAUAAAUUAAGCUAUGGAGUUAAAAAGACUUUUUCUAUUGAAUCUGUGAAAUGUUCUUUCACUACUGCAUACUGUUCUGUCACAUCCGAACAUCUGAAAGUCGGCAAGGUGCAUUUUCUGAUCCAGAGUAUUGGGAGGGAUGUGCCUAUCAUGCAACCUGAUGUGUCCUCUGAUGGAUCUGAGACUCACAGUUCAUCUAUUGCACUGCGAGAGCAGAAGGAAAUUUUCCUUUUACCUACUGUGCAGGUGUCCAACUUUCUGUCCUCUGAAGUAGCCAUCUUAUUAACAGAGACUGAUGACUUUACCUCAAUGGACUGCAACAACAGUGGCAAGCCGACAACUGUACAGAGCGGAGAAACCGUUGAUUUCUAUGUUAAUCCCAUCAUAAUAUACUUUAGUGUAACUCUCACUGCUUUUGGGACCUGCUGCAAAUCAGUCAAUAGCAGUCAAUGGGUGAAGAAGUUACAGAAACAGAAAAGUGAUGUUGAAUGUUUGGAUGUUGAUCUUGAUUUUUCUGGUGGAAAAUACUAUGCGUCAUUGAGAUUGACUCGAGGGAAAAGAGGCAUACUGGAGGCAGCCGUUUUCACAUCAUACACUCUAAGGAAUGACUCUGAUUGCUCCUUGUUCUUCUAUUCCCCUGGUCAAAAACCUCUAUCCAGGGACGACAUAAUGAAAUUUGAUCACAGUGUCCCACCUGAGUUUGGACUAUAUUUGCCCCCAGAGGUGGAGGGGUCAUGGUUUUUGAGAUCUUGCAAGGUCUGUGUCAAAUUGGUUGAAGAUCGUGGAGCAAGUGAGGCAAUAUUGAAUUUAGAUACUUUAUCAGGCCUUACCGAGGUCAGUCUGGAAACAGAAGAUGAAGCUGGAUUUCGGUAUAUAACAAGGUUUGGGUUGUCUGUAAGACCAAUCUCAAGUAAAAUUUGUGUUCCAACACAAAUUGUAACUAUUGCUCCAAGGCAUCUUGUAAUCAAUGACUCAGAAGAGACAAUCAUCAUCCAACAAUGCUGUUUUCAGGAUGAUUCUACAGGCAUAAUCACCUUGAAAAGCAAGCAGAGGUCAAUGUUAAGAUUGCGAGAAGAAAUUGCCAAGAGGAAAGAACUUCAUCUGUUUGAAAACUUUAUCAGAAAGCAUGGAAACGACAAAGCUAAUUCGUUGAUUUUCAUCCAAUUCCGGCCGCACAAAGCUCAAUGGACCUGGUCAGGCCCAUUGUGCAUCACUUCAAUGGGACGUUUUUUCCUCAAGUUCAGAAAGCAGCAUAGUGAAGCAGUCGACGGAGGAACACCUGAAAUUGAAUUUGCAUCUGUCAAUGUGACAGAAGAUGGUUCAACUCUUACUGUGCACUUUCACAAACCACCAAAUAUCCCACCACCCUAUCGCAUCGAGAAUUUCUUGCACUCUGCUUCUGUCACUUACUAUCAAAAGGAUUCAUCAGAGAUCGAAGUACUUGGACCUGGAAGUAGGGCUGAUUAUGCAUGGGAUGAUAUGACCCUUCCACAUAAGCUUGUAGUCAUAGUAAAUGACUUGGAUCCAUUGCGUGAAGUCAACUUGGAUAAGAUCCGUCCAUGGAGACCUCUUCUCAAGGUGACUCAACACAGAGGCCUAGUGAACCACUUGGUGUUAGAAAAGAAGGCCAACAAACAGAAAAUUAAUUGUGGGGAACUGAGUAACAUACAUAUGGUAAAGGUUGGAUACGAAGUAUAUGCAGAUGGUCUUACACGAGUUCUUCGCAUUUGCGAAGUUUCAGAAAGUUCUAAGGGUGACACAAUGUUCCAUUCUCGUUCAAAAAUUCAGUUCAGAGUAAACCACCUAGGGAUUCACUUGCUUGAAAAAGUGAAGCAGAAUUUUGAGGAGAACUCUGUGCCAUCCUUUGCGCCGAUCCUAGUGGUGAGACUAGAAAAUAUUUGUCUGCAAUCCUUGUUCACUGACCAGCAGAAAUUUAACCAAAUAUGUAUAGAGGCAUUGACUGUUGAUCAUAAGUGGGCAGGGGCACCUUUUGCAGCCAUGCUUCGCCAGCACCACCCAAGUUCCCGUGAUUCAAAUUAUUGUCUGUUCAGAUUUGUAUUUGUCCUGGUUUCAAGUGGUUCUAAUGUUACACAAGUCAAGUACUCCUCAAUAGUCCUGCAGCCAAUUGAUUUGAACCUUGAUGAGGAGACUCUAAUGAGAAUUGUGCCAUUCUGGAGAACAUCUCUAAGUACAAAUUCUCAGAGUCGUCAAUUUUAUUUUGACCAUUUUGAAAUCCACCCUAUAAAGAUUAUCACAAAUUUUCUCCCCGGGGACUCAUACUCAAGCUAUAACUCAGCUCAGGAAACACUGAGGUCACUGCUGCAUUCUGUAAUUAAGGUUCCGCGGAUAAAAAAUAUGGUUGUAGAGCUAAAUGGGGUACUCAUCACUCACGCUCUGAUAACUGUUCGCGAGUUACUUAUCCGAUGUGUAAAACACUACUCAUGGUAUUCAAUGAGAGCAAUCUACAUCGCCAAAGGAAGUCUGUUGCUUCCACCGGCUUUUGCAUCCAUGUUUGAUGAUUUCGCUUCAUCCUCUCUGGAUGCAUUUUUCGAUCCUUCUGGUGGCUUGGUGAAUAUUCCUGGUCUGACAUUAGGUACCUUUAAACUCCUCAGCAGGUUUAUCGACAGUAAAGGAUUAUCAGGGACAAGGCGCUACUUUGGCGACCUCGGGAAAACUUUAAAAACAGCAGGGUCCAAUGUAGUCUUCGCUGCUGUCACUGAAAUCUCCGACUCGGUUCUGAAGGGUGCAGAAAUGAAGGGUCUUGAUGGACUGGUUAGCGGUUUCCACCAAGGAAUCCUUAAACUGGCAAUGGAGCCCUCACUGAUAGGGACGGCUUUGAUGGAAGGUGGACCUGACAGAACGAUUAAGCUCGACCGUAGUCCUGGUGUUGAUGAGUUAUAUAUCGAAGGAUACCUUCAAGCUGUGUUGGAUACCAUUUAUAGACAAGAAUAUCUCAGAGUCAAAGUCAUCGAUGAUCAGGUUUUUCUCAAAAAUCUUCCUCCAAGUAGUUCUCUUAUAGACGAGAUAAUGGAUCGUGUUAAAGAUUUCCUUGAGAGCAGGGGUUUACUCAAAGUAGAUCCCACAACAUCCCGUCCUCUUCGUCGCCUUCAUGGAGAAAGAGAAUGGAAAAUCGGACCGACAGUGAUGGCCCUAUGCGAACACCUCUUUGUGAGCUUUACAAUUCGGAUGCUAAGACAACAGGCCAGUAAGUUCGUUUCAGGUGUACGGUCUAAAGAGAAAACGGAGGCUGAGGCCAAGGAAAGCACAAGUACAACAGCCAUAGUACCCGCAGGAGCAGCCAGAGACAGCCACAAGGUAAGGUUUAUGUGGAGUUCAGGAAUUGGAAAAUUCAUUGCAUCGGGUAUUAUCGCAUACAUCGAUGGUAGGUUGUGUCGAAAUAUUCCGAACCCUCUCGCCCGUCGGAUCGUGAGCGGUUUUCUGUUAAGUUUGCUUGACAAUAGCGAUGAACAAUAGUAACAUCUCUUGGGGGGCUCUCUUUCUCGUCUCUAGUAAUAGAUAGUCUUUGAUUGUAUAGUUUUUCUUGAUUGGAUAUGUCUCCCCUGAAAUUUCAUUUCAGUCUGUAAAAUUAAGUUUUGCAUUGUUAUAUAUCAUCAGAGAGAGAAUGAGAUGGUUGAAGGUA